Messenger RNA from Ixodes scapularis (black-legged tick), 746 nucleotides. Its product is annotated as protein C19orf12 homolog. NCBI's taxonomy places the organism in Eukaryota, Metazoa, Arthropoda, Arachnida, Ixodida, Ixodidae. The record is from RefSeq and is a predicted model, not a curated record. Bases 89 to 526 code for a protein of 145 amino acids. The transcript is spliced from 2 exons.
AAGCACGUGGGUUUAGAUCGCGCUUACUUUUUUGCUUGAGUCCAGCGCCUCGACUCAUGUGAAAAAGUGCGUCGAUCUAACUGCGGACAUGCGACUCAAACAACGCCAGCUGCUGUACGUUCUGACCAAGGUUGCCGACGAUGAAAACCUUCAAGUGGUAGAGCACUCAUACAAAACGGGGGCCAGCUUAGCGGGAAGCGGCGCCUUUUUUGGUGCUAACCUCCUGGGGCCCGUGGGAAUAAUUGCGGGUGCUGUCAUUGGCGGGGUUGUGGCAUAUUUGGUAAUCAAGAAACUAGCCAAGGCAUUCAGCCAGAUCAUCGACAAUAUGUCCGAGGGGGAGAAGGAUGAGCUGUGCAUGGAGAUCGAGCAAGCCUUCCCGGACGCCGACAUCACCGACGUUGACAAACUAGAAGCACGGAUCUCCGCAGACCCGCACAUGAAGAAGAGGAUUAUUUCGAUACUCGAGAGAAACAUCAAGAAGAAGACGAGCAAAGAAAUUACUGAUUUUAGUCCUCUGUGGAGAUAACUGGUAGAAAGGAAAAGUUGAUUCUCUUUUGUACAUCGGGGCUGUCUCGUGCAUGUCACGUUAUGUUGAAUUGUCGGGUCGAUUGUUAGCAAUAGGAGGGAGAUGGCAAAGCGUAAGCUUCCCAUGUAAAGUGGUCGCCUUAUGCUGAUGCCGAUUCAGGCAUUGAACAAAGACGUUUCAGGUUAUUUUUCGGGGAGCCUUUUCAGUGGUAAAUUCUAAA